AUGGUGAUUCGAGCAAUGCGAGGUGGUGGCGGUGGGGAGGCAGGAUCUAAGGCUCUGGUGUUGAGUGCAGCUGGCGUGAUGCAUGUGCAGCUCAUGAAGAACGUGGAUCAGGACAGCUGGGGCCGGAUGAUCGACAUCAACUGCAAGGGCACGCUCAAUGGCGUGGCGGCGGUGCUGCCCAAGAUGUUGGCAGUCAAGAGCGGCCACAUCGUCAACAUCUCUUCGGACGCGGGGCGCAAGGUGUUCGCGGGUCUGGGCGUCUACUCGGCGUCCAAGAUGUUCAUUGAAGGCAUCUCGCAGGCUCUGAGGCUUGAGAACGUUGGCAGCGGCUUGCGCGUGACCUCCAUCCAGCCUGGAGACGUCACAACGUUCUUGGUGGACCAUGCGAACGCCGUCAGUGGCGUGGACGAAGAAGCCGCCAAGAUGUUCGACGAGGAACCAGUUGAUUUAUGUCCGCCGCACUACGUGGCCGUGAACGAAGUCCUCGUCCAACCACGCGACAGCAACAACACGCAGUUGAGCGGCAAGGUGGCGGUGGUCACGGGCGCCUCCGGGGGCAUCGGGGCUGCCAUCGCUCUGGAGCUGGCGAAGGCGGGUGCCAAGGUGGCGCUGGGAGCUCGCCGUCUCGAGGCGCUGGAGGCGGUCAAGGCGAGCAUCGAGCAGAAGAUCGGCGCUGGUGACAGCAUCCUCCUCGUCCAAACGGACGUCACCAAGCGCCAAGAGGUGCAGAACCUCGUGACCAAGGCGGAGGAGACGCUGGGUUCUGUGGACAUCCUCGUGAACAAUGGUGGGGGGAGACUAGUAUCCUUCCUACUUGUAUCCAUUGACCCCAGCAUUAGGCUGACGCUGGGGAUAUUUCUCUUAUUCCUUUUAUUGCCCCGUUGCAGCGGGUGUGAUGCCGUUCGAGCUGCUGAAGAACGUGAACCAGGACAGUUGGGACCGGGUGAGCUUUGA
Messenger RNA from Phytophthora sojae, 954 nucleotides. RefSeq lists its product as hypothetical. Lineage: Eukaryota; Oomycota; Peronosporomycetes; Peronosporales; Peronosporaceae. The transcript is spliced from 7 exons. Gene Ontology annotation, biological process: fatty acid elongation. Gene Ontology annotation, molecular function: oxidoreductase activity. The record is from RefSeq and is a predicted model, not a curated record. Bases 1 to 954 code for a protein of 317 amino acids. Gene Ontology annotation, cellular component: endoplasmic reticulum.